AGAGAAGAGAGAGAGAGAGAGGCUCCCAUGGCGGGUCUCGGAUCUCCACCUGCCAGCGAUAGCCCGGGUGGUUGGGGCGAGUUACCCGUCGACAUCCUCAUCGUUCUGCUGUUCGACUACCUGGACUGCUUCAAGGACCGCCUCGCCGUCGCCGGAGUCUGCAAGGCGUGGCGCCGCGUCGUCUCCGACCUGCGCGCGCCGCCGAUCCCCUGGCUUCUCCUCCCACACCGCGGCGCCCUCCCUCCCUCCUUCGUCUGCCUGCUCGGCAACGGAGGUAACCCCCACGACCACCCCGUCCCCGCAAUCCUGCACCACAUGCCGCGGCAUAUCAGCUCGGCGAGGCAGGGGGGCUGGAUUUUGGUGGGAACAAAGGAUCGCAACUAUGAGCUGGUGAAUUUCAACUCGGGCGCGCGGCUAAGCCUCCCACACUGUAUGCGGGACAUCCGCGACCGCAUCAGCGAUCAAAGGUUCGUCCGCAUCAGCGCCGCCGCCAUAUCGCCGCCGCCUCCCGGACUCGGGUAUGUCGACCCAACGGCCCUCUCCGACUCCACCUCCGCGGCCCUCCAUGUCUCCCCACUCUACGAGACCGAGUACACCAUUCCAGUUCCAGGCUUCACCAUCGCCGCCAUCAUGGUGGGGAAUACCCAGCUCGCCUUCUGGCCACUUGCUAAUAGGACGAUCUGGACACCUGCGCCAAGGAACGCGGGGGGUUUGGCGGGGGGGCCUGGAGGACGUCAUCUUCUACAACGAGUCAUUCUGUGUCCUGACUCGCAACGAGAACAUUCUCAAGUACCACAUGCCACAGGCACAGAACAGAGCAUGCACAGUAUGCGCUCGGGGAGGUGCAUCUUCUAUCCAAGGCCACCCGGAGUCGCGCCUGAGCCGGUCGUUGCCCGCUUCCUAGUGGAGAGCCGCGGGAGGCUUCUCAUGGUGAUCCAGAUCGCGCCUCUCGCAGACGUGCUUGGUGAGCCUCGCCUCACCACAGGCUUCAGAGUCUUCUCCAUGAAAAGCCCUACCGGCGAGCUUGGUCUGCACCGUUGGGUCGAGGAAGAUCUUGGCAACCGCCUGAUCUUUGUUGGGCGAGGCUGCUCACGCUCCUUCAAUACAUCGGACCUGCACCUGCGCUCUGGCAUUUAUUUCCUCGACACGAGUACCUUUGAUGUGGUCAGGCCCAAGGUGUACCCUAACAAUGACAUGGGCGUGUGGCUGCCCCACGGCUUGGUCGACCGACCAUUUCCAGAUCAGGAGGUCUCCUCAUCGGUAGCGCCAGCAGUCUGGGCGCUGCCCUUCAGGAUUCAAGGAGGUGAUAGCACUGAAGAAACUGCCGAGGAGGAGCUGCUUGAAACGCAUGUACAAGAAGAUGAUGUUCAUGGAAGAUGAUGUGGUUGCUAGCUUGAUCUGGUUACCUUUACUGUUCUGGAGUUAGCUUUUUGAUUUUGCUCUUCACUGAAGAUGGUGCUUGAGAUGCGGGUCGCUGAAGAAGAUGAUCUCCAUUGAAGAUGGUGCUGGAGAUGGGUGAAUAGCUCCCAUGCGACGUCGUUGGUGUGAACUGUCUCUCAUGCGACGUCGUUGGCUGUAAUAGCUUGCAUGCGACAUCUUCGUUGGAAAAAAUAGCUCCCAUGCGACACACCAUUUACGCGGCUAGUUGGCUGUCCGUUAGGCUGAGAUUUGGUUAGGACACUGGGGGUUAUGUGCUCUGACUGGUGGGGUCCACCUAUGGCCACGUAGUCAAGAGUCAACCGUCCACGACUCGACCGGCGACUGGGCGAGCGGCGCCGCCGUAAGCAUCUUCUCCGGCAGUGGUUUCUUCUCCGCGGUGGUGGAGUGCAUUUCUCGGCAGCGGCAGAGCUAUUGCGAGAAUCGGGCUCCAUUGGAUCCGGGGGUUGUUUCUUCUCCGCGGCCCGGUGGUGGAGCGCCUAUCCCUGCAGCGGCUAUUGCGAGAGAUGGAGCGAGGGCUAGAUGAGAUGGAGCGAGGAGACGGGCUGCCCCGAGGAGACAGUGCUUCAAAUCGGGGAGGUUCAGGUUCUGCCACCACAUUCGCAAUUAGAGUGGAAUUUUUUUCCUGUAAAGCCAAGCUCAGUGAUGGCAGUGUCCAAGACAUUGAUAGAGAUACCACCGUGAGGUUGGAUGUCGAUUUUGCAGAUGUUGAUCCCCAGGAAUUGGAGAUCAUGAAGGAGAAGGCCGUGGGCAAUUUGGUGGAGAGAAUUGGGGAGAGUAUUGUUUGGGGUCCAGAACAAGAGGUAUCUCUGCAACGUUUCGAUAACUAUAAUGGUGAAUAUGUGAGAAUUGAAGAUGGAGAAUCCAUGGUUGCUGAAAUUGAUCAGCAAGGAGGAUGGGCAAGCAAACAAGUAACAUUUUAUGCAGAGCUAAUUGAUCUGCAAACUCAUUCCAGAGUUGGUUAUGUGCCAUCAAAGAUGGCUGCACAGAUGGAAGAUGAUGAGUGGGUUUCACAAAAGAAGAUGUUGGCAUUGUUGACUGAACCGACUAUAGUAGCUGAAGAUACUGGGAUUGAUGCAGAUGGAGAGGAGGGAACCCAUGGUGCUAGGAAGAUUGUUGUUGACUGGAAUGUAGUAGAGUUGAAUGAAAAAAUAGAUUUGGUCAUUACACCAAUAUCUGACAUUGAUAUGGCCGAAAUGUUUGGCAUUCAAGUUGAUGACAAAGAUAAGGAGAAGGAUGACAGUUCUUUGCCAGCUGAAGGUAACACAGGCCCUAGAAAUGCAAAUGAGGAUGAAGAACACCUGAUGAGAGAGGCUGCAGAUGAUGUGGAUGAUGCAGAUGAUAAUGAGCUGGUUUGUUUGUAUGACAAAGAGAACCCAGUUAUUGAGGUGGGAAAGUUGUGGCCAAGCAUGAAGGAGUUUAGGAUGUCUUUCAGGA
Molecule: messenger RNA, 2874 nt
Organism: Triticum dicoccoides
Lineage: Eukaryota; Viridiplantae; Streptophyta; Magnoliopsida; Poales; Poaceae
Exons: 5
Coding region: 28-1380 (450 amino acids)
Molecular function (GO): protein binding
Source: RefSeq, a predicted model, not a curated record